UGGCGGCUCGGCAGGUGCGGGCGGAGCGGGGCGGGGAGCGGCGGGGCUGCCCGGCCCCCUCCCGGCCGAUGCUGGCGCAGCGGGGCGGCGCGGCGCGGCCCCGCGGGGCUCAGAGCCCGGCGCCGGUUCGGAUUAGCCCCCGGCCGAUGGCUCCCCCGGGUCUGGCCGCCCGCGGACGGGCGGCGGCCCCGCCGGGUGGAGCGGGGCGGCCCGGCGGCCGCCGGUAAGGCUGCGCGGUGACGCCCCCGGGGCCGCGGUGGGCCGGGCCGGGACUGCCCGGCGGCGGCAGCGGCGGUAGCGGCGGCGGCGACCGCCCCGGCCCGCAUCGCGCAUCGCGGCUUCCCCCCGGCGCCCAGCCGCCGCGGCGGGAUCGGCGGGCGGCGGCGGGCGGCGACGGCGGCUCCCCGAGCGGGGGGAAGAUGCUGCCGGGGUCCAUCCAGAUCUCCGGGGAGACGCUGUCGGGGGCGGAGAUCCGGGACAUCUGCGAGAGCCUGCGGGAGAACUCGGUGCGGCUGCUGUCGCUGCGGGGCUGCCAGCUCUCCGAGCGGGACUUCGGGCACGUCUGCCGGGGGGCGGCCGAGUCCCGCUCCCUGGCCCAGCUCAACCUCAACCUGGGCAUCGUCUCCAACAUCAACCGCGUCAAGCAGCUGGCCGAGGCCCUGAAGACGAACCGCUCCGUCCAGUCCCUCUUCCUCCACGGGAGUCCCCUGACAGAUGCAGGCUUGGCCCUCCUCAACCCCGCUCUCUCCAUCCACCCCUCGCUGGUGGCUCUGGAUCUAGGAGACUGCAUGCUGGGUGAUGAAGGCAUCAACCUUAUCUGUGGGCUCCUGCCGCCUGACGGGGCCAAGUCCGGCCUCAAAGAGCUAACGCUGAGCGCCAACCCAGGCGUCACAAGCAAAGGCUGGGGACGCCUAGCCAUUGCAGUGGCUCACAGCUCACAGCUCCGUGUAUUGAACCUGGACUACAACCCCCUAGGUGACCAGGUAGCUGGGAUGCUCGCCGUCGCUGUGGCCUCCAGUCGAACCCUCGAAGUUCUGGACUUGGAGGGAACAGGACUUACCAACCAGUCAGCCCAGACCUUGCUGGACAUGGUAGAGAAUUACCCCACAGCCCUACGGACACUCAUCCUGGCGGAGAACAACAUUAGUCCCGAGCUGCAGCAGCAGAUCUCUGACCUGCUCUCGGAGGGUGAGGAAGAGGAAGAGACGGAGGCUCGCGAAGUCACAGCCAGGGAGAAGAACCCCUGGAUCUGCCAGAACAAUUCCAGCUCCCAGAUGGUCCUGAUGACGUCAGGCCUCGGUGACAGCCUCUUAGCAGAAACAGAAAUGUAGCUGGGCUACCCUGCCUGCUUCUGCCGAGAAGAGCACUGUGCCUGCUGAGGGAGCGCGUGUCCCCAGCGCCUCUGCCUCCGGUGGGCUGCCCCAGCUGUCUUCUCACACAUUUCACCUCCUCUUGAUGCCUCCCUUGGCUCUCUGAGCGCCGAAGCCUGGUCUGAGCAAAUCUCUACACGCGUCUCUGUGUUGUCACAUGCCCCGUCGGCCGCUUGUGAUUGUCCAGUCGCUGUAUGUGUAGCUCACGCUGCCCUGCCUCCCCCCUCCCCUCCGCGCCCGGCUGUGCCCGCAGGGCGCAGGCUGUAUUUAUUCAGAUGUGUAUAAGAGAUGUUCUUUCUAUUGCUUGUACCACUGUCACGAUGAGAGUUUUAUAAAGGUCACAGACGCGGCACCACUCAUGG
Molecule: messenger RNA, 1732 nt
Organism: Chroicocephalus ridibundus (black-headed gull)
Lineage: Eukaryota; Metazoa; Chordata; Aves; Charadriiformes; Laridae
Gene: LRRC73
Product: leucine rich repeat containing 73
Exons: 6
Coding region: 420-1331 (303 amino acids)
Molecular function (GO): protein binding
Source: RefSeq, a predicted model, not a curated record